Schistosoma mattheei is the source of this 4200-nucleotide messenger RNA. Lineage: Eukaryota; Metazoa; Platyhelminthes; Trematoda; Strigeidida; Schistosomatidae. The record is from the annotation of a GenBank genome assembly.
AUGACCUCAAUUAUUCAACCGUCAACACAAUCCUCGUCUUUUUUAUCGUUAUCAUUUGAACCACAUGUCCGAAAUAAAGUUUUACCAUUAUUGUCACAACAACAAAUACACAGUUCAAAGAAUACUCGGCAUGUUAUCAAUUGUAACCAUUUAUGCCACAAAUCAUCAGCGGAUGGGAACUUAUUGAAUAAUAUGACACACCCACAUGUAGUUAAACAUCAUUUGUCUUGUAAACCAAAGGCUACUCCGACUAAUAUUCCAAAGACAUUACUUUUAUCUCCACCACUACCAAUACGUCGUAGACCCUGUGAUUCACUAACAUCACAUCGUUGUUCAAGAGGUUCAACUAGUCGAUCAUUAUCUUCGGAUCAUUGUGAACGCAAUCAUUCAACUUUAGAUGAUGAAUACUUCCAAACAAAAACUUCUUUUCAGUCAUUAAAUUCAACUACAAAUAAAUUAAUCAAAUCGCAAUCACCUCCAAUGAAAUUGAAAAAGUCUUCACAUUUUAUAUCAUUAACUAAAAGCAAUGAAUUUAAUUCAGAUGAUUUAUUAUGUACUAAAAAUGAUGCAAAUCAUCACCAGAUUGCUAAAGAAGAAUUUUCACGUCUUCCUGUUGGUUUUCGAUGGAAUUACAUUUUUGUAAAAUUAUCCAAUUGGUUUCAACGUGUACAUACAAUAAAUUGUUCAAGAACAUCAUCAGAUCGUGUAUCAUCUUCCAUACCGAUACAUAAUAAUAAAUCUGCCUCUAUUUCAAAUUCCUAUCAUUAUCAAAUAAGAAAAUUUGAACCGAUUAGAUCACGAAGUCAACCAGAUGAAAAAUCUGGCAAAAUUAAAUCUAACCUACAUAAUAAUAAUAAUUUUUGUAGUGAUUCUAAAACAAAAAUACAAUUAUCAAGUGAAAUUAAUAAUUCUAAUCGAAAUAUUUUAUCAUCAAAUAUUGAAUGUAUAAACAAUUUGAAAAAGGGAAGUUUACCAUUCUUUUCAUCAUCAUUAAUAUCUAAUGAGAAAUCAGUUGAAAAUUUAAUAGGUUUUUGUCAUACUGAUCAAUCUCCUAUAGUUUCCAAUAAUAAUUCUUGCAGUAAUAAUAAUAAUAGUAAUUCAUGUUCGUGUUCAAUUAUGUCUCUCAAUGAUUUAACAUACAGUAAAUUUCAUGAAAUCUCUCCAAAAUAUAGUGAUAUAAAUUGUUUUUGUACUCAAAGUUGUCCAAUAAAUUCACAUCAAUUAAAUGAAAUACAUCUUGAUAAUGAGAUAUCGUUUACAUCAUGUGUAUCUGAUUGUUGUUUUUGUCAAAGAUACCUCAAUUACUGUGAUCAUAAUCGGUUAGUUUCAUUUUCUUCUAAUAAUCAAUAUGAACAAGAUGAUCGAAUUGUACAAUCAUCACAUUAUCAUGAUCUAAAACAACAGUAUUACCACCAUUAUUAUUCUUGUCAACAUCAUCACCAUUAUCACCAUCAUCAUCACCGUCGACUACAACAUCAUCAUCAUCAUUCAAGUCAUGAUUUCAAUCAACGUCAUAUAAAGUUCACAAAUAAUCAACACACAACAAAUACAUGUACAAAUUAUCCAAAACAAAACAAAGCUGUAAGAAAUUUUCAUUUGAAUUUAGAAAACCAAUAUACUACUAUUGGUCAACUAAAUCAAAUGAGAUCUGAUUGUAGGAAAAUAUCUCCAUCGGAUAAUAAAAAAAUUGAUUGUUCAUCACCUGUUAUCACUUUACAGUGUUUAAAUUUUACAGAAAAACAAUCAAAUAGAUUGGACGAUAAUAUUGGCAAUGUAACAAGUGUAGAUAAUAAUAAUAAUAAUAAUAAUAAUAAUACAAUAGAUAAUGAGCAUUCAAUGAAUACAAGAAAUAUCUCAUCAUGUUUCAUAGAUCAUCAUCAACAUCAUAAUCAAACGCUUGUACAAAAUCCUGAGCAUGACGUUGUUGAGCAUAUGAAUGAAGGUGACAAAAUUAUUAAAUGUGCAAACUCAGAAAUUAUAUGUUCAAAUUUAGUUAAUGGUAAAUCUUUUGAUGAAAAAGUACAUUCGACGAAUAUUUCAAAACCUGAUAUUACUACUACUACUACUACUGCUAAUACAUUUCUUCAUCAAAAGUUUGUAACAGAUUUGAUACUUUUAAAACGCAUUGGUUGGUACUGGGGUCCAUUGACAGUGGAAGAAGCUGAAUUGCUAUUAAAAAACUGCACAGAUGGAACUUUCCUUGUACGUGACAGCAGUCAUGAUUCAUAUAUUUUAAGUGUCAGUUUUCGCUCUGGUGGUCAAAUUUAUCAUACAAGGAUUGAACAUCUGGCUGGUAAAUUUAGCCUGGCUCUGUUAAAUGAUUUAAAUGACAAUGUUUCAUCAAGUGUAGCUGAAUGUAUUGAACGUGUAAUGGUUGAUUCUUUUCAAGAUCGUAUGCAUUUUUUACCAACUCUUGAUGACUCUUCACUAUCUAUUAAUAUUAAUACCAGUGUACAGUUUAUUAAUAAUGAUCAACAUCAAUCUGACCAACAUCGGCAACUUCAACAAUUUAAUAAUAAUAAUAAUAAUAAUAAUAAUAAUAAUAAUAAUAAUAAUAAUAAUAAUAAUACAUCACAACCAUUCGAAUCCACACGCCGUUCUACCUCUACUACACAUAUUAAAGCUUCUUUAAUUCAUCCAUUGUCACGUUUUUUAAUUGUUCCAUCAUUAGUACAUUUAUGUCGUUUUGAAUUGCUAUUACAUGUUCGACAUGAUCAUAUUGAUUUAUUACCAUUACCACCUCAUAUAUUACGUUAUUUAAAAGAAAGUCAAUAUUAUGCAGAAUUUAUUCCAGCUUAUUUAGAAUUAUUAACCAAUAUGAAUAGUAAUAAUGAUAAAGUUUAAUCACAAUUCUAAUAAUAAUAAUAAUAAUAAUAAAGUCAAUUUACAUGGAUUUCUUUGUUUUAUUGUAAGAAAAUCUACAAUUAGCAUUUCUAUUAUUACAUUCCAAUAUAUAACUAAGAAUUUAUUAUUAUUCAUUCAGUAUGUAUACAGUGAUGAAAUGACCAAAGAUUAUCAUGACAAUGGAUAGUCUACACAAAUUACUAUUAUUCUAUAGUUUUAUGUUGAGUAAAAACAGAAGAAAAAAGAACAUUCUGUUUUGAUAUUGUUCGUUUAGUUCCAUUUAUUUGUUUGUUUCACAUCUAUUUUUUAUUGAUUACAGUUAUGUGUGUGUGCUUUUUUUUAACGCAACUGUUGAUGUUGUGUUACUAUCAUGUUGAUUAAUGAGAAUUUACCAUUUUGGAUAUCACAAACUAUACUACUACUUAAUCAUGAACAGUAGUUUUUUUUACUAUAACUAGUUUGUUUAGUGAAUAUUUAAACAUAUGAAUACAAAAUUUGUUUGAUUAUGGUUCCUUCUUUUUUUCUCUUUUAAAGAACAAUCAAGAAAAACUAUGUAUGAAUUCUACCUCACACUAUGUUUGUAAAUAUAUGUGUUCUUUUCUUCAAAUAAUUAAAAUAUAUAUAUUUACAGAAUUUUUAUUCAUAAAUUUUAAAGUGAGUGUUUACUUCAUAAAUAUCCAUAUAAACAUAAACUUGACUUAAAAAUCAAUACGACAUUCAAACGGAUUCGAAUAUUGAACAUCAGUUCUUAUUUUUAUGUUCUCUCUUUAUUGAUUAUUUGUUAUUGUAAUUGUGUUUUGUUCUUCUUUUUUUUGGUUUUAUAUUAUCGACAGUGAUAAUAAGAUGGACUUUUACAACAUAAACUUCAUUAUUUUACUAAAUUUUCCAUCGGUUAUUAUUAUUUAUGUAUAUAAGUGUGCUAAUCGUAUUGUUUAGCUUAUAGUCCUACUAGUUUCUUUUGUCUUUGUUGUUCUGGCUAUUUUCACUGUUUAUUUUUUAUAGUUAUUAUCAAUGUGAAUAUUUCUAGUGUGUAGUAGUAGUAGUAGUAAUUGUAUUAAAUAGUAAGGUUUAAUCACUGUUUAGAUAUGUUUCAAUGUUCUGUACGUUUGCUUACCGAAAUAUUAAUGAACUGUGUCAUAGUGUUAUGACAAUCAAUCUGUAUUUUGUUGUUUUAGUUUACAUUACAAACACAAAUAUUGAUGAUAAUAAAUAGUUCAUUUAAAUGAGAGACAAAUUUUAACAAAACUAUUGUACGUGUAAAUAGGCUAAUAGUUUUAUUUACAUUUUCAGGUAGAAAUAAGUAAAAUGUAACGUACAUAGAUUUAUGGUUAAAUGAUCAACAAAUUAUAAAUCCAC